UUCUCUGCGUCCUCAGUCCUCUGCCUACAAAAACCUCUCUCCCACAAGCAAUCACCGCAUCCUCUUGUCGCUUCACAGCAGAUAUGGCUCGCAUGUGUGCGCUCAUGGUGGUGGUAAUGGUGGGCAUGUUGUGUGCAGGGGCUGCUGCACAGUCCAGCUGCACAAACGUGUUGGUGAGCCUGUCGCCGUGCCUGAAUUACAUACAAGGCAACUCCUCCACGCCUUCAUCGUCGUGCUGCUCUCAGCUCAGCAGCGUGGUUCGCUCCCAACCACAGUGCCUGUGUCAAGUCCUCAGCGGCGGUGGCUCCUCUCUCGGCAUCAACAUCAACCAGACCCAGGCUCUGGCCCUGCCUUCUGCCUGCAAGGUUCAGACCCCACCGACCUCACAGUGCAAAGCUGCUUCACCAGCGGGCUCCCCAGAUGCAGACUCUCCCAACUCAGCUCCAUCAGGGACUGGAUCUAAAGAUGUGCCCUCGCCGGAUAAUGGCUCGUCCCACGGGAAUUCGAUCCAGUUAUCCAUUCCUCUCGUCUUCAUUGCUUCUGCCGCAGCAUAUGCUUCCGCUUUCAGGACAUACUGAUUCUUUCAGCCACAUAUAUUCCACCUUGGACAUGCUAUUGAUACGAGUGUUCUUGUGUCCAGAUAGUAUUGAAUUCCUCUAGCUCGAAGAGUUCAAUAAUUCUCAUUCGUUUUUGUGAUUUUUCAUAGUUUUGUAUUGUUAAGAGACUUGUGUUUCUCUUCCCUUUAUCAAUAAAGAUGCCUCGAGCCUUUCAUUUCC
This is a messenger RNA of Prosopis cineraria, 776 nucleotides long. RefSeq names its product non-specific lipid transfer protein GPI-anchored 5-like. Gene Ontology annotation, molecular function: lipid binding. The coding region runs from base 84 to 578 and encodes 164 amino acids. Gene Ontology annotation, biological process: lipid transport. The record is from RefSeq and is a predicted model, not a curated record. The transcript is spliced from 3 exons. Lineage: Eukaryota; Viridiplantae; Streptophyta; Magnoliopsida; Fabales; Fabaceae.